Zychaea mexicana is the source of this 1683-nucleotide messenger RNA. RefSeq lists its product as uncharacterized. The transcript is spliced from 2 exons. The coding region runs from base 1 to 1683 and encodes 560 amino acids. Lineage: Eukaryota; Fungi; Mucoromycota; Mucoromycetes; Mucorales; Lichtheimiaceae. The record is from RefSeq and is a predicted model, not a curated record.
AUGGUUGCUACAACUUAUCAUCGUCGGCAAUCGUCUAGCGGUGGAAUCGUCGGAGGCAAAUCAACACGGCGUCGGCCAUCCCUACGUCGACCUUCUGAAGUGAACAGUAACAAGAUCCCAGUAGGUGCCGCCGCUGCUGCUGCUCGUAGCAACAUACUUCGAGCGCAACAACAGCAACAACAAAGUGGUAUUAAUAGCGGUGGUCCUCGGCGAGCAUCUGGCAGCCUAUUACAACAAUCUACAUUACACCAUGACUGGCGUCGACCGUCAGCACCUGCAAAUGUUGAAGCACCCCGAUUAUCUAUUGCCGAUCGAUUCAUGGCUUCCACCUUUUCCCAUCCACCUUCACCGCCUCCACCGCCUCCACCUGUUGUGGUACAGCAGGCUGAUGAUGACAGCAAUACGUCCUCUUCAUAUGCUGGACGAACAAGCACUGUCUCACGACCGUCAACAGAUCCGGUCUCUGGGAGACUGACAAUUGCCGAUACGUUUAUAAAAAACAGCAGCUCUCGUUCUUUGAUCUCAUCGUCUGUGUCAUCCAACGGGGAUGGUGAUAACAGUAUGAAUACCAGACAUCCUGCAUAUGCAGCACCUACUGAACCGACUCAUCCACUCGAACCACCACCCCCUCAACGCUCAACAUUGGAUACACAUCUCGCACUCGACUUGGAUUUCGCAUUGCCUUCGCCCGCCAGCACACUUGAUGUCGGUCGCCAAUUAAGCAGACCCUUCGGCAGCCAAGAGACCUUGGUACAGCCACCCAAUAUGGACAAGAAGUUACACGAAUUCGAGAAAGAAGGGUCCAUUGCCGACUAUGAAACGUGCUCGCUACGUUCUUCCUCAUCUACUAUGGAACAUUGCAGCAACAGCAACGAAAAAUCCUAUCAUCAUCACGAUGAAAAAUGGCUCAACAUGUCAUCCGAAGAAUUAGCCGUACACAAUUCACGUAGUCGAGGCGACGGAAAUAACAACGAUAAUGACGAAGCAAAAGGAAUGUGGAUUGCUUGCUGUUUUCUUAGCUGCAACGGACAACAACGCCGACCUCAACAACCAAAAGAGCCGCGCAAAUGCGGUCGACGCGGCUGGGUGUUUGGCAGCUUCAUUUUCUUCAUUUUGCUCAUUAUAGCCGCCUAUCUACUAUGGCCGCGUACACCCCUGAUGCGCAUCGAAGGCGCAACUCUAUUGUCGCCAGCACGCAUCACGGAGACACACCAAGGCGUCAUGGUUGGCAAUGUGGCGUUCGAAAGUCAAUGGCUAGUCAAUGUGACUGUAGACAAUCGUCAGAAUCGGGUACCAACGCGAUUGACUCAAAUUGAAGUGUUGGCCAAGGACGCAUUGACUGGUUUAGUCAUUGGCAAAGGAGAUAGCAAUGACAAUUCUAACGAGCAAGCAUUGGCAGCUAGUACCAUAUCCACGAUUCAGUUACAAGUCUCUUUGGAUUACCAGGCCCGUGAUGAUACUGAUACGACUUUUUCGACAUUGAAAAAGGCAUGCACACAACAACCACCCAAGACAUAUCAUGAUAGCAAAACAAAUCAGACAAUCACGGAACAGCCUAAGCGUGAAUCAUUACAAUUGCAUUUCUGGAUUACGCUACAUAUUUUCGGAUUAGACUGGGUUGGCUAUAGACCCACACUCAUCGCCACGCCUGCUACUGGUGGUUUUGCUUGUCCUUUAUCUUAA